Messenger RNA from Eimeria mitis, 438 nucleotides. RefSeq lists its product as uncharacterized. The coding region runs from base 1 to 438 and encodes 145 amino acids. NCBI's taxonomy places the organism in Eukaryota, Apicomplexa, Conoidasida, Eucoccidiorida, Eimeriidae. The record is from RefSeq and is a predicted model, not a curated record. The transcript has a single exon.
AUGUCUAGGGCCCCCACGGUUCUCGGUAGAAACCCCAGAGAGGGGGGCCCCCUGCCCCGCGCAUCCCCCACCCCGGGGGCCACCCCGGGGGCCCCCCCAGAAGAAGAGAUGUCAGGGGUACUGUUCAGCGAGCCUGGGGGCCCCUUGAGGGGCCCCCCCUCCUCUGGCGAGGGCUCAGAGACAGCGUUCGGUGAGGGGGGGCCCCCCAUGGCGGCCACACAGGCAGCAGCACAAGAGGAGGAGACUGGGGCCCCCCACGACAAUGAAGUUUCUCUGCUUCGUGUUGGGGGGCCCUCACCGCGCGGCAGCAACAGCACAGACAGAGACAGUGCAGAGAGACAGCUGCUACUGGGGAGCCCCGCAUACAGCUUACCCCAACAGGAGACAGAAGAGGCAGAGGAGACAGAUGAGCUCUCAGGCGCCUUAGAGACCUUCUAG